CUGCAUUGUAACUUACUCACUGGCUUGUUCGGCGUGUUGGAGAAAGAAGCGCCUCAGGUUUCCGGCGACUGAAUUACUGUAAACUAACUGAAAUGAUGAAAACGGAAUAGUCGAGACAAUCAGAAGAAGCUUUGGAUGUGCUUUUGAAAACAGCCGCGUUCAUUCUGUGUGUUUUUUCCCACGACAAAAAGCGAGAAACUUUGGGAAUCUUUGGAAAAACAUUGGGCUCGAGCCGCAGGAGGAGAGCAGGAUGGGCAAGUCCUUCGUCAUGAGGCUCACGGUGCUUCUCAUCAUGCUGCUGCUGAUUGUGGUGAGCAGGGGAACGUCCGGAGAACCGUUGCAGAAUCGGACAGCCCGGCAGCAAGCGUGCCUGGAAAACCAGGAGUACCCACACAUGGGCUUCUGCUGCAAGAACUGCGAGGCUGGCACCUACGUGAAGGAGAAGUGCAGCGCAGAUCAGCAGCAAGGCAAAUGUGCUGUAUGUGAGCCGGGCACCUACGCAGAGCAUCCAACCGGCAUGGAGCAGUGCCUUCAGUGCAGCCAGUGCCACAUGGACCAGAACGAGACGCAGCCAUGUACGAGCAGUAGGAACACUCAGUGCGAGUGCAAGUCUGGUCUCUUCUGCCUGCCUGACGAGCCCUGCGAAGUGUGCAAGAAAUGCACCAGGUGUAAGGCGGACGAAAUCGAGGAGCAUAAGUGCACACCCACCUCCAACACCAAGUGCAGGAAACGCCCUCCUUCGCCCUACGACCCCACCGUCAGACCCACACUGCCAUCUGAACCUUCGAAGAGUAAUACGGUUACAGUAGUGCUUGUAUUUUUCUUAAUCAUCAUUGUUGUUGCUGUGGUGGCUGCAGCAGUCUGGUUUUGGAAGAAGAAGCCUUCAUGUGGAAGACAAGGGAGCCCAGUUGCUCCGAAUGAUGAGGUCAAGAUCCCGAUAGACGGAGUGUGUGCCCCCUCUGUGGAGGAGAAGGAGAACUGCCGCAACGCGGAUUUAGAGGAAGCGGAGGAACCCCGCCCAGAGUCCCGCCCCCUGCUCCAGGAAACUCAGGGACUGAGCACUAAAAGCAUGCCGGUGGAAGACGAGGACCGGGGACUGGGCGAUAGCCUGCCCAACACCACCAGCUCUUCCCAGACCAGCCUGUCUGCACUGCCCAUCACAGUGCCCUCUGUGGGUGAAUCCCCCCGCCACAGCCCCCGCACACAGAGGCCGACGCUGAACGGGGAACGAGAGCCAGAGACGUGGGCAAGGGACGACUGCCCUCCCAGAAAGCUUGUCCCAUUACAUGACAACGAGACGUCUCUGAGCAAGAGCUUCGACUUGUUCGACUCGCUGGACAUGCGCAUGCACAACAAAUUCUUCCGCAGCAUCGGCCUGAGCGACAACGCCAUCAAGCUGGCCGAGUCGCAGAACGCUGGAGACAAGGUCUACGAGCUGCUGCGCAUCUGGAUGCAGCGGGAGGGCCUCCGGGCCAACAUCAACGACCUGCUGCAAGCCCUGUUGGAGCUGGACCAGCGCUACACUGCCGAGCAGAUCGCCUCCAGAGCCGUGGAUCGGGGCUACUACAAGUACGAGUGAAGAUGUUCAGUCGGAACGGCAUUCUUACGAACUCGUGAAAAGGGUAAAACCAUGACGAGGAGAAGAAAGUGGUAUUAAGAGACUGGAUUUGAAAUAGGGGAGUGGAACCAGACUCAUUUUUAGCUUGGCUCCCUCCCUCCCCGGCCUAUUGGCCAGACAUGGACUGACGUUUCUAGCCAAACAGGCUUUAGCAACCACAAGCGGCUUUAAAAGCCAACACUGGACUUGGCGAAGACCAGCGCCGGAUAACGGGGCGGCUUUUAUGUAGCUCCACCCUAAACCGGGCUGGCUUUGCCUCAAGCAAUGCACUGGCCACAGGCUUUUUAAACUACAGGUUGGUCUGAAGCCUACGUAGAGAUUUCAGUAUGCCUUUGGUUAUGCCAAACGUAGCUGUAUCAAUGUGGGCCAGCGGCCUAAGCCUUUUUAUUGCGUUUUGACUACAUAUUGGCAAGUUUUGUGCACAUUGAUGGUUGAAACUACAGGUAGUUGAAGCCCCAGCCUACACUACAUGCAAAGCUGAGUCAGGUUUUCUCUUGGUAGUUGAUUGUUGACUUUGGAUGCUUUAAAGUUAAAAUGGGGACAAAAAAAUUAAAGAAAAAGUAUAAAGAUUUGCGAGAGCUGGCAGACUGUCUGCCAUAAGCUUAAACAGCAAAGACAGCGACUUUAGUUGAAACGGUGAUACAGUCAGUUUCACUGCUACAAUAACUAACAUACUGUAUUUGCUAAGGAAAUGUCGAGAGCUCUAGGGCAGGUUCUGCUGCUCCUCAUAGCUCAGCAGCGUUACGACAAACACUUUCUCGGCUGACGUGAGCCUUUCCGAACAGCACACUGUUCUGCCGCCUCAUGAAAGGUUUCGUUUUCUCAUUCAGAGCGAAUUUUGUGUCUGCUUGGCUGAGCGACUGCGUUGGUGAUGUUACAUAUACACCCCUCAGUGUCCUCCCAGCCGUCGGCUUCUUCCAUUUCCUUAUUUAUAUAAAGACGUGACGUAUUUAUUGCCGUAACGCGAUUGCGUAUAAUUAUUUAUACCUCUUAACAAUACUUUUCGUUAAGUUUGCGAUGUGACCGAGAGCGUGUGGGGCUUUGUGGCUCAUUUCAAGACGCCAAAGCUUCAUUCGGCUUAAAGCUCUCUUUCUCUGGAGCUCCACAUUUCUUAGCAGACACCUCGCGUCGCUCACGAUGGAUGAGCUCUGUUCAUAACGCUUAUCAUGAGCACAAAGUGCAUCCCCUUUAUUAAACAAGGACAUGCCAGCAUCACUAGGCUCAUCGUCUGAGGAUGAGAAACAGAAUGCCGUGUCCAGCUUCCCCACCACCUCCUGCUUCAGAACAGAUCUCGGGAGGCCUCGCUGGCCUCGCCAUCUCCUGCUAACCGCUACAAGAUGGAUGUGCUGCCGUGCACUGGUACGUUCGUGUUCGUGUUCUUCAGGGUUCUCAUGGAAAGAUGAAGGAAAGCUUCAUACGUCCAAAUUUGUUCUCAGCCUCAGUUGUACAUAGUCAGAUAGUGAAGCCCUGUUAGGACAAAGAUAGAUUUAUUGUAUAUUUAUAGAAACACUUAUUAAACAAAAUGAAGUAUAGUCAACUGAACAAACUGAAGGAACAAAUUGAUUGACAGAAUAAUUUAUAGAGUUAUGUUGACAUAGGUUAGGCCCCUAUUGGCUCAUCUGGAUAGCAGUACAAUAUCAGUCAAAAGUUGAUCAUGGAAGGGAUUUUUCUUUGUUUAGUAUUACAGUUUUACAAAAUUGAGAAAUGAAAAUCAGAAAUAUUGGCCUUUUAGCCAAUACAGAUAUUUAGGCUCCAACACCUGAUUGGCUUGAAGACAUGCAUCCCACUAAGCGUGUUUAAAUAAAUGAAAUCUGACCAUCAGCUCAGAAUGUCGUCAGGAUUGUGCUUGUGAUUGUCCAAACUUUUGACUGAUGCUGUAAAUGAUCUUUGCUUUUUGACUCAGCUAUAUGACUCUAGUGUUGUUGUUAUGGCUGUAUGGAUUGAUCCUCAUUUUAUUUUCAGUUGUGAGGCAGAUCCUGUCUAUAUAGGUUUUUUUUUUUUUUUUAAACACAUGGUUUUGCAAUAUGCCUAAAGAAACCAGACCAGCGCAAAAACAAAAGGCACUCGGCGCGAUUCAAAUACAGUGCAGGCACUGCCACCUAGUGACCAAGAGUGAAAUGACAGGAGAAAAGAUACCUGCAUCAGUUUCAAGGGACCUGUUUCUUUUGCUUUUUAUUCAGUCCUCUCCCUUCUACUGAAUCUCUCUCUUUUGCACAUUCUGCGUAGUUUGCUCCACACCAGAACACAUCAGUGUUCUACAGAUGAGCUCACCGUGAACUCUUUUCUCGUAUAAAUUACGUCCCAGAACUUCAGCCUUCUCAUUUAAUGUUUUUCUCUCUGCACUAGCUCAUCCACCUUUAGCUCUGUUUAGAAAUUAAUCCUUUUUUUCCCCUUAGAUUGUUUGCUCAAUAAUGGAUUUAUGUUUGCUGUUGCAAAUGUAUUUGUAGAUUUUUUUAAAAAAUAAAAGAUUCAUACUA
Colossoma macropomum (tambaqui) is the source of this 4095-nucleotide messenger RNA. RefSeq names its product tumor necrosis factor receptor superfamily, member a (gene tnfrsfa). NCBI's taxonomy places the organism in Eukaryota, Metazoa, Chordata, Actinopteri, Characiformes, Serrasalmidae. Gene Ontology annotation, cellular component: plasma membrane; cell surface. Bases 251 to 1579 code for a protein of 442 amino acids. The transcript has 10 exons. Gene Ontology annotation, biological process: TRAIL-activated apoptotic signaling pathway; positive regulation of apoptotic process. Gene Ontology annotation, molecular function: protein binding. The record is from RefSeq and is a predicted model, not a curated record.